Molecule: messenger RNA, 1317 nt
Organism: Hymenoscyphus albidus
Lineage: Eukaryota; Fungi; Ascomycota; Leotiomycetes; Helotiales; Helotiaceae
Source: the annotation of a GenBank genome assembly
AUGCAUUUCUCGAACGUUGCUAAUGUUUUUGUGCUGCCGGCGCUUGCCCAAGCUGCCGCACUUACUCGAGUAUCAAACUAUGGUGGAACUGCCAGUUCAAAGACUGAGAUGUAACGUGACCGUAACAAUAAGUUACUCAAAGCACUCGCUAAUCAUGUACACUAGGUGGGUAUACAAACCCGACAAUGUCAAAGCGAAUCCCGCCUUAGUUGUGAGUACUCUCAUGCUCUUGACCUUCUGGCAAACGGGUACAUACUAAUCACAUCCUCAGGUAGUAAUCCACUCUUGCCAAUCAACAGCACAACAAUACUUUGCCAACUCCAAAAUCCCAUGGCAUCAAGGAUCCGACGCUGGUGGGUACAUUACUGUCUGGCCUACGAGUCCAAACAGCGGAACAUGUUGGGAUGUAAGCUCAUCCAAGUCUCUCAAAAGAGAUGGAGGGGGAGACUCAACCGCCAUUGCGAAUAUGAUUAAAUAUGCAAUCCCACAGUACAACAUUAAUGCAACAAGGGUUUAUGUAACAGGUGGUUCAUCUGGAGCUAUGAUGGGGAAUGUUCUUGCUGCGACGUAUCCGGAUUUGAUAAAAGCUGUUUCUGUGUACUCGGGUGUAGCUGCUGGAUGUUUUGUUGGUCAAGGUGUUGCACAGUGGAAUAAUGCUUGCAGUGAGUCUCCUUCAGCUUAAUCGACCAUGACGCGAUUGUAUGUUGAUAUCAUUAGGCGGAGGAACAAGCACCAACACACAAGCUGGAUGGGCAAAAAUCGCGGAAGACAUGUAUCCUGGCUACAAUGGAACCCGCCCAAAGAUGCAAAUCUGGCAUGGAUCUGCUGAUUCGACGAUUGCUCCUCAAAACUACCAAGAAGAAUUGAAGCAAUGGACUGGUGUAUUUGGAGUUACCAUGACGGCGUCGGAGAGUAAAUUCAACACCCCAGAAGCAUCAUACGUAUGUCCCCAAUCUCUUUCUCUCGCAUCUAGCUUUUUUUCUGCAUCUAACGAAGAAGGAGGAGCUGACUAUUCGAUUCCUUAGACAACUUCUAACUAUGGUCCAAAUGUUCAAGGCAUCUAUGGCCAAGGAGUGGGUCAUUCCGUUCCUUCUCAUUUGAAGGUUUCUGAGGCUUGGUUCUCGCUUCCUUGAAACUCUAACGAGGAAAGGAUAUAUAUGAUGGGGAGCAGGAAAAAAUGUACAUAGCUGUCUUUGAAGAACAACCAAAUUUCUGCAAUUGCUUGAAACAUUCCUCAAGUGCUUGUGGGACUCGCCUCGGAACUUAUAUAUUUGAUUUGCUCUUCACAGCUUUCUCUUCAUGUCCUCUCCCUUCAAU